CCGGAAGUGCAGUUACAGUGCUUGUCAAAAAAUCCCUCAAUCCUGCGAACUGCGAAACAAAGCUUGCCAAGAAGCUCUGCUUUGGACAGACACGCAGUACUGACACACCUUCAGACAGAGAAACAGACAGAGUCCAGCUGGCUAGCCAUGGCAGCAGCAAGCUGAACAGAUGUGCGAGGGACUUUGAUCUAGGGUGCCUGCAGCUAUUUUGGAGUCUGGACAUCCUCUUGUAUUGGAUUCAUCACUCUGCAGCUCUCAGUACGGCAGGUGUUGUUUAAUAGGCUGCCCGCUUGCCUUAUUAUUGACUCACUUCACCACUACACACCCCACAUCACCUCAUCCAACACCUGACUGGUGCACCAGCCCUAUCCAGGUUCUCUCUGCAUCAAGGCUGACCAUGUCCAGUGUCCCAAGCCACCCUCCCCCAGCAGAAAUGUUCAGCGACCCCAUGGCUGAGAGCUGGUGUUACACUCAGAUCAAAGUAGUGAAGUUCUCCUACAUGUGGACCAUCAACAACUUCAGCUUCUGUCGUGAGGAGAUGGGAGAGGUCAUCAAAAGUUCCACUUUCUCCUCAGGAGCCAACGGCAAACUCAAAUGGUGUUUGCGUGUGAAUCCUAAAGGUCUGGAUGAGGAGAGCAAAGACUAUCUGUCACUUUACUUGCUCUUAGUCAGCUGCCAAAAGAGUGAUGUGCGCGCCAGGUUUAAGUUUUCUAUCCUCAAUGCCAAGGGAGAAGAGACCAAAGCCAUGGAGAGCCAGAGGGCAUAUCGUUUUAUCCAGGGGAAGGACUGGGGUUUCAAAAAGUUUAUUAGGAGGGACUUUCUGCUGGACGAGGCCAAUGGUCUGCUGCCCAACGACAAACUGACACUUUUAUGUGAGGUGAGUGUGGUGCAAGACUCUGUCAAUGUCUCAGGCCAGAACGCGAUGAAUUUGGUGAAGGUUCCUGACUGCAGGCUGGCCAAGGAGCUUGGGGAUUUGUGGGAAAACUCAAGAUUCACUGACUGCUCCCUGUGUGUCGCUGGCCAGAAAUUCCAGGCCCACAAAGCCAUCUUGGCGGCCCGCUCACCGGUGUUCAGUGCCAUGUUUGAGCAUGAGAUGGAAGAGAGUAAGAAGAACCGGGUGGAGAUAAAUGACAUGGAGCCAGAUGUCUUCAAAGAGAUGAUGUGCUUCAUCUACACAGGCAAGGCCCCCAACCUGGACAAGAUGGCUGAUGACCUGCUGGCUGCAGCUGACAAGUAUGCGCUGGAGAGGCUGAGGGUGAUGUGUGAGGACGCUCUGUGUACAAGUCUGUCUGUGGAGAACGCAGGAGAGAUCCUCAUCCUCGCCGACCUACACAGUGCCCACCAGCUCAAGACACAGGCUGUGGACUUUAUAAACUACUUUUCUCCAUCUUUUGGACGUGUUCCCACAUGGGCUCCAUCUUCCUAUCUUCUAUGUUUACUCCCAUCUUCAUUCUCUCCUUUUCUCCAAUUCUGUGUGUAAGAACUCAUGUGUGCCUAAAGGUGUUCAGUAAUGCAGAUUUCUGCCCCUAAUCCCUGUCAUUAAUUGUGGUUAUGGGCGUUAUGACAGUUUAAUUUGCGACAGUGUUGUUGUGGUGGUAGGAAAAUUGGCCACGGGGGACUCCUGGCCAGCAAAGCGUUAUCAACCCUCCUCCUGCGGACACAAUCGACAGCAACAAGAGCAACAAAACAAAAAUCAAUUUAGAGGAUGAAUACAGAAAACAGAUGACACGGAGGAACCAAUAAUCCUCCCCACAGUAGCACCUCAACCUCUUUCCAGACCAGUCGUUACAAGCAGCUUACAGUCAUUUAGUCGAGACAAUAGCAGUCCUCUUUAUCCUCCCUGGUUUUCAAUUAUUUAUCCUCUCCAGGGGUGUAGAGAGAGUAAAGGCAUCCAAACUCUCUUACCCACUAUGUUUAUAGAAAAGAGUUCACCCACCCUUUUUUUUAAGCUUAACAUGAAUCUUAAUAUUUAUAUGAAUUUGUUGAAUAAAGCAGGACAGGUAGUGACACCAGGGCACGAGUAUCUAAAGUAAGACACUUUUAAUGCAAAAACAAACAAACACCGCUUUCUUGAAAUAAAUAUUUUUGAUAAUUGCGGUGGUUUGUGUCUUUAUUGCUGCUGACUGGAGGUCAGAGCUUCUUUUUGAUUUACUGUCACAUUGCUGCUCCUCACAUCCCUCUGUCCCCUCCUGUCCCUCCCUCUGCACUUUCAUUACUCUCCCUUACCUCCCAUAUUUUUUUUUUAUUAAUUUAUUUAUUUGUCACUGCUGCUGUUGUCUGCUUCUCUCGCUCUCCUUGGUACAUCCCUCCUCCUUCCUUUCCCACUGUGGCUGCUCUCCUCGUGCCCUUUUGUUGGCCUGUUGCUCAGCCUCAGCACACCAGCCAUUACUGUAAGCAGGGGUUCACGUCCUCCACAGAGAAUAGGGUCACAGGUUGGCUGGAGGUCUGGGGCUGCUGUGUGGAGAGUAAAUGACCACACACGAACACACAGGCAUGCACACACGCAAACAUACACACACACACACACACACACAACUGAGUGCCAAGAGAAGACAUAAACACAAGUGUGAACUCACACAUGCUGUUGUGUACGAUGAAACAAGAAAAAUGUCAUUAAAGGCCACACAGUUGCGUGCAUGAUACUGCAGCUUAGCGCCCCGAGGGUGCCAGGAGGGUGAGGACUGCCACAGGGUCUGUCGGUGGAAACUCAGAUCUGUAGGAGAUGAUGAUGAAGACUGAAACUCAUCAGCAAUUAAAUACAAUUUUUUUCAGCUAUUGGUACUUAUUCCUUUUUAUGUAUUUUUCUUGUUUUGUUUUGGGCUCCAUUUUAGUUAUCUUAUCUUGACACGUCUUGAGCAACACAUCCACAGGGAAUCAAAUCAGAAAUUCUGCUCAACAGAAAACUUAGGGACUAAGGAACAGCAUUUCUGGUCGAAUUGUUUAUUGCUUCAGUCACAUGUAACGCGUAAUGACAGAUAAGAAAAAAGGUUAAGAACCAGGGCUCUGAUCUGCUCUUUUGUGAUUGUAAAUAUAUAUUUUCAUGACAUGCCCAUAUAUUUCUGAUCUAUGAAUGUCUCCUUUUUAUUUUUCUCUUGCAAAAUGACCUUCUGGUUUUAACAUUCAAAAAUAUAAAGUAAAUAACAGCUCUGCCAGCUGGUAUGACAAAUCCUCAGAUGGAGUCAUAUCAUCCCAAACUUUUCAGAAAGUCAUGUUUGUGCACUUAUUUUAUUAAUCUGUUUUCUUUAAUAUUUUCUCACCGUUUUCUGUUGUGUAUCCCCCCCCCCCCCG
Molecule: messenger RNA, 3288 nt
Organism: Solea solea (common sole)
Lineage: Eukaryota; Metazoa; Chordata; Actinopteri; Pleuronectiformes; Soleidae
Gene: spop
Product: speckle type BTB/POZ protein
Exons: 11
Coding region: 398-1480 (360 amino acids)
Biological process (GO): regulation of proteolysis; proteasome-mediated ubiquitin-dependent protein catabolic process
Cellular component (GO): cytoplasm; nucleus
Molecular function (GO): ubiquitin protein ligase binding
Source: RefSeq, a predicted model, not a curated record